Molecule: messenger RNA, 676 nt
Organism: Helianthus annuus (common sunflower)
Lineage: Eukaryota; Viridiplantae; Streptophyta; Magnoliopsida; Asterales; Asteraceae
Product: thaumatin-like protein
Exons: 1
Biological process (GO): defense response
Cellular component (GO): extracellular region
Source: RefSeq, a predicted model, not a curated record
UUUAACUCAGGCCAAACCUGGUCUUUAACCGUUGCAGCCGGCAUAGUAGGAGCCCGUAUAUGGCCCCGAACCGGUUGCAACUUUGAUGGCUCAGGGCAUCGCAGGUGUCAGACGGGUGAUUGCAACGGACUCCUCCAAUGCCAAGGCUAUGGUACACCACCCAACACAUUAGCUGAGUACGCUCUGAAUCAGUUCAACAAUCUUGAUUUCUUUGACAUUUCUCUUGUGGACGGAUUCAACGUGCCGAUGGUAUUUAGACCCAAUUCUAAUGGGUGCACCCGUGGUAUCUCAUGUACUGCGGAUAUCAAUGGCCAGUGUCAUGCUGAGUUACGGGCUCUCGGUGAGUGCAAUAACCCUUGCACCGUGUACAAAACUGAUCAGUAUUGUUGUAACUUUGGAAAUUGUGGACCAACUGAUUUAUCAAGGUUUUUCAAGACCAGAUGUCCUGAUGCUUAUAGUUAUCCUAAGGAUGAUCAAACUAGCACAUUUACGUGCCCCGGUGGAACCAACUAUGACGUUAUAUUAUGCCCUUGAUCGAAGCCACGAGAUAUCGAAUCUAAUAAUAAAAGUUGUGUUUGAUGUAUAAGAGCAUAAAUAAAUGCACUACAGUGAAGUGGAUAAGUAACUAAGGGACUUCUUCCUUGAUUAUAUAUUGUAAUACAAUGUCUUUUGUCCA